Messenger RNA from Hepatospora eriocheir, 351 nucleotides. The record is from the annotation of a GenBank genome assembly. NCBI's taxonomy places the organism in Eukaryota, Fungi, Microsporidia, Hepatosporidae.
AUGAAAUCAGAAAUAAAAGAGUUUUAUAUUGUAAAUGAAUCAGGUAAUUUAAUUUAUAGUAAAACAAAUAAAAAUUUAAGCAAGAAUGAUGAAUGUAUCUUAGCAAGUUCAUUAACAUCAUUGUAUGAAAUAGCAAAAGAAGUACUUAACUCUAAUAAUAAUUCUUUAUUUAUUUGUAUGAAAGAAAACGAAAUAUCAAUUUAUAGAACUCUCACAAAUUUAACAUUUAUUUUCUUAGCUGAAGGGAGAGUUAGUGAGAAUUAUUUUGGUAAGAUUUAUAAGAAAUUUUCAAUGUGUGUCUUAUCUAAUCCUUUUUAUAACACUAACAUGACAUGUGAUGACUUUUAUUAA